ACUAUAUACCAAGCCGGGUCCACACAGCAGAUGGAGCUGGUCGGCGCUGUUUACCCGCGCCUACAACAAGCUCCGAGCCUAAAACAAGCUGCUCCAGUCUCGCACGCCCAGCCAGCGCGGGUGCACGUCGGUGUGAGACUGUUUUGUGUAUCGUGCGUGUUUUAUUUAAUAUAAUAAUAUUGAAAUGGACGUGGAGAACCUCAUUACCUGUGUGUGGCAGAGACCUGCACUGUGGGACAAGAACGACAAAAUGUACGCAAACAGAAAUAUCGUGGACAAAUGUUGGAGUGAGAUCAGCGGCGAAAUGCAAUACGAUGAAACAGAACUGAGAAAAAAAUGGAAGUACCUCCGAGACCAGUUCACAGUAGAACUGAGGAAAUAUCCACCAGGUGACGCUGCUGCGGGCGACAGUCAGACACCAAAGUGGCGGUACUUCAAAUCACUGAUGUUCCUGAAAGACUUCGUGAAAGGUCGGCCUGCGACGGGAAAUUCAUCAGACGUGCCGUCCUCUGAAGGCCAAUCAGACGACGUGGAGCUGGGCGAGGAAGGGAUGGUCACUUCCCCAAUGCACAUUCGAGAUCCGCUGAUCGACGUGAGGACGGAGAUCAGUGCCAACAACAGAAGCACCAAGUACCUCAGAACAGAUGACCUCCGCCAGGGCAUCUUUGACAGUGAAAGGCAGAAGCUUCAGUACCUGUUAGAGAGGUCAUCUCGAAAGAGGGGCAGAGAGGAAGAUGAGGACCUGCUGUUCUUCAAGAGUCUGUUGCCACACGUCAAGAAAAUCCCGGACUCCAAGAAACUUGCUUUCAGAAAUCGCAUUCACGAAGUUGUUGAGGAGUUCGUGUACAAAUAACCAUUCUCUAGUCACCCCAGCCGCAAAUAACCAUUUUUUAAAAAUUCUGGAUAACCCAAAAUAUUCAUACAGACUCUCGGUGAAACGUGUAUAAUGUCCCAAAUUAUGAAGAAGAAAUUGUUCUUAUAUUGUGAAAGAUUAUGGAGUCUCCUGCUUUCGAAAAGUGAGAGGGAAAGACCUAUUUUAGUAUAAUGGAAGAAAGGAAAGGCGUAUUUUAGUAAAUUAGAAAGAAAAAAAUGAGUUAUUCUGUAUGGUCUAUAUACUUUGUUACUUUCGUAGAAUAAAUGAACCUAAUCCG
Molecule: messenger RNA, 1151 nt
Organism: Macrobrachium nipponense
Lineage: Eukaryota; Metazoa; Arthropoda; Malacostraca; Decapoda; Palaemonidae
Exons: 2
Coding region: 185-853 (222 amino acids)
Biological process (GO): regulation of transcription by RNA polymerase II
Cellular component (GO): nucleus; transcription regulator complex
Molecular function (GO): DNA binding
Source: RefSeq, a predicted model, not a curated record